AUGAGCACUGAUACGACUAGUGCGUCCGGCAGUCGAGUAUCUUUACGAGGCGUUGAGCGCAUGGUCUCCGCUACCGACGGUGUGUCCACCAAGAUCGCGCACUCGAUGCUCGUCCGAGGCGACACGGCAGUUCUGCUGCGCUUCCUGCCCACUGCUGUGAUCCACACCUUCAACAUGCACCCUCGGAUGCGAGCCCUUCAACUCAAGGACCAGCCGUUCACGGCGGAGAUUCAGUCGCCAGUGACGGCGGACACCCUCGACAGUUUACUGCGGGUGCGGAUGCUGUCACCUGCAGACUACGGAGACGGCAGCCCCACAAGCUGGCAGGCUUUCGUGGAGAAGGAGUGCAGCGUCGGCUUCGACCGCCACUGCCAACUGCCGUUCUACCUUGUCGCGUGGGUGGCCAAACGCAAGGACACUGCGCGCCUCAUGCUCUUCUCGGACCAGUACAUGUCGGACGGCUUCUCCGGUGUCGUGGUGCUCAAUUGCAUCCUCGAACAGUUCCCGUUGCGUCCGUCGCUCUACCGCAUGUGGCUAAACAAGAUCACGUGGGCCAAGCCACUGCUCAAGGGGACCAACGCCAUCUUCGGCCGCCGCAGGUUCCGAGGAAGUGUCCACAAGUUCACACCUCUGCUGCCCGCAAGAGCGGACCAGAAGGACUUUGCAGUUCCUCCUGUGACCAACACGACCAGUGCGCUGUUCGCUGAUGGAGAGUCCAAGUGCAUGCGUGACGCCCUAGCCAAGUGCAGGAAAGAGUGCGUGGCCUUGGACGGAGCUUUGAUCGUCGUCGCCCUAUUGGCGUUCUACCGCGUACGCAGCAGCAAGGAGCAACGCGGACGCUUCAACCCGUUCCGACUGGCGGUGGAUGUCGACUGUAACAUGCGCAGGCUCGUGCAGCACCCCGCAGAGGAAGACCAAGUGGGCAUGUUCACAGCCACCACCGACCUCGACUGGCUCACAACGGAAGGGGUGGACAUGCUGACGACGGGGUUCUGGGACUUGGCCGGCCGUGCCACUCGUGAGAUCGACGCCAACCUCAAGAACACGAUGUCCAUGGCACUGCCCACUAUCACGGCCGACCAGAAACUCAACGCGCAGAUGGACGCAUCAUUCCUGAAGAACGUACGCGUCGCGCACUCGAUCACUGCCGAUGUCGACAUCGCUGAAUUGAUCCAGUAUCCGUUCGAGAAGCACCACCUGCUGACAUCGACGACCGACACGGAGAGCCGUCGAGGACUGUUAUCGUACAAGAAAACUCGCCAGUCAGUGGUGCCGUGCGACGGAGAAGACUUUUUGACUCGAUCGUGGCGCCUGGAGAGCAUGUAUUCGACCCCUCACAACGUUCUGUCAGUCGAGAGUUUGCACGUAUACAAGGCGCUUCCCCACCUUGCUCCAUCCGCGACGAUCUUCGUGUCAUCAGUGAACGCGUUCAGCUACUCCAUGGCGCACAAAGUUGAGACCGAAGUGGGGAACAAUCUGUUCACGGCGGUUGUGCUUCUUUUCGAGAGCUUGGGUAAGAUUGGACCCGACGAAAACCUGACCGAAGUUCUGGCACGUUUAGACAAGUAA
This is a messenger RNA of Phytophthora sojae, 1569 nucleotides long. RefSeq lists its product as hypothetical. Lineage: Eukaryota; Oomycota; Peronosporomycetes; Peronosporales; Peronosporaceae. The transcript has 2 exons. The record is from RefSeq and is a predicted model, not a curated record. Bases 1 to 1569 code for a protein of 522 amino acids.